AUGGCGAAUUCUGUAACCUCAGAGUCUAGCCCUGGGAGCCAGGCGUCAACCCAAAACGAUCAAUCUCAGCGCGAUAGCGGGGUUAUUGCGACGCAGACAUUGCAAGAACCAAUCGACUGGGACUCAAAUGGGACGACCUGGAAGAAGCUGGACUACCGUCCUUCGGUCCUGAAGACAUGGGUCUUGCUGCUCGCUUUCAUCUUCAACUGCGCUGUCAUCGCUGGGCUUGUCACGUUUCAUUUCAAGCGCGUUAUCAGCGUCAACACUGCCACUUACUACGGUUUGAAUGCGUUGCUCAUCAUCGUCGCCAUCCUCUACGAAGAUUAUACCGAACCAGGACUGUUUGUCAACCUCUGGGCGUAUUACACAUUGCUGGCAUUCUACAGUAUCAUUCAAACUUAUCUUCUGAUAUUAAUCCUGUACUUUUGGAAAACACCAACGACAGGUCUGCGGUGGGACCCAGUUUCCAUUGCCGAUAUCCUGAGUCUGUUCCGGCACUCCGAUUUCCUGAAUAAGUUCAAGGGAUCUUCUAUCGCAAAAAGACAAUCGAUGAACUCCGAGCUUGGAGACCUCCGCAUUCGCCUCGGAUACUGGAGGAUGUCAGAGGGAACCCACUGGCACGGCUUCGCCUUGAUCGGUAUUUGA
This is a messenger RNA of Colletotrichum siamense, 645 nucleotides long. RefSeq lists its product as uncharacterized. NCBI's taxonomy places the organism in Eukaryota, Fungi, Ascomycota, Sordariomycetes, Glomerellales, Glomerellaceae. The transcript is spliced from 3 exons. Bases 1 to 645 code for a protein of 214 amino acids. The record is from RefSeq and is a predicted model, not a curated record.